GUUUGCAUGCGCCUGCAAUAUCAAAGUGAUAAGUAAAUCGUUAUAUUCGGUUUAACAUAAAGUACAAUAUAGUUAUCAACUUCGUAAGAUUAACCAAGAAGUGCUAUUGAAAUGGAAUUCCCAAAUCUUGGUGAACAUUGUUCGGAGCAAUCGUGUAACCGUUUAGAUUUUUUACCUUUUAAGUGUGACGCUUGUGCAGCAAUUUUUUGUACGGAUCAUAUUUCAUAUGCUGACCAUUCAUGUCCUAGCGCCUAUAAAAAAAAUGUUCAAGUACCAGUUUGUCCGCUGUGCAAUGCACCUGUUCCAUCGAAACGCGGCGAUCCUCCUGACUUAGCAAUUGGAUUACAUAUUGACAAUGAUUGUCGAUCAGAUUUUGGGAAAAACCGUAGAAAAAUCUUUUCUAAUAAAUGUUCUUCAAAAGGGUGUAAAAUCAAAGAAAUUGUUCAAGUAAAGUGCAAGGAGUGUAAUAAAAACUAUUGUUUGAAGCAUAGACAUCCAACAGACCACUCGUGUAUAGGAAAGGAUGAGUCACUGAGGCUUUCAAGAUUAAAUUCAUUGAAUAAGUCGACGCAAAAUAGUACAAAUAGUGCAAAUUCUUUUAAGAUUUUACAGGGUACAAUAAGCGAAGACGAAGCUUUGGCUAGAGCAUUGGAAGCUUCUCUUCAAGACGAAAAACAUCAACAGCAACAAUCAGUGAAAUCAGUACCUUGGACCAUUAGAGAAAACUGUAGAUUAUCAUAAAUUCAAAUUUAAAAAUUAUU
This is a messenger RNA of Ceratosolen solmsi marchali, 761 nucleotides long. RefSeq names its product AN1-type zinc finger protein 2A. NCBI's taxonomy places the organism in Eukaryota, Metazoa, Arthropoda, Insecta, Hymenoptera, Agaonidae. Gene Ontology annotation, cellular component: cytoplasm; endoplasmic reticulum. Gene Ontology annotation, molecular function: zinc ion binding. The transcript has 2 exons. The record is from RefSeq and is a predicted model, not a curated record. The coding region runs from base 112 to 741 and encodes 209 amino acids. Gene Ontology annotation, biological process: protein targeting to ER; proteasome-mediated ubiquitin-dependent protein catabolic process.